Molecule: messenger RNA, 3039 nt
Organism: Colletotrichum karsti
Lineage: Eukaryota; Fungi; Ascomycota; Sordariomycetes; Glomerellales; Glomerellaceae
Product: carboxylesterase
Exons: 2
Coding region: 1-3039 (1012 amino acids)
Source: RefSeq, a predicted model, not a curated record
AUGGACCUCCCCAGCAGCGCCCCGACUGCCUCGACAUUGUCGUCCCCAGAGCCCAUCAUCACAACGCCUCCCACCUCGAGUCCUAUUCCCGCCAUGUCCUCCUCCCCCGCGAAGCGCAGAAGAAGACGUCGCCUCUUCCGCCCGGAUCAUGGCUCCCUCUACGACCUCAUGUGGGAGCACGCCGGCACCUCUCUCUUCGUCCGCCCCAUCUGCUGGACCGACCUCCACGUCCGCCUCCUCGACGCGAGAUUCAUCGAGAUGCCUCCUUGCGAUACCCCGGUUCCUCCUCAAUCACCCCGCGGCACUCCCGUCUCACCUUCGAGAUGCCACAUGAAGCCCUCUCCUGCCGCUACGUCCUUGAGCCGCGAGCUCACCGCUAUGCUGGCUCCUGGAACAAACAAGUUCUACACCAACUCGAUACGCACCAUCAUGUCCACCCUCUACCCCGGCAGAAUGUCGCGCGUCAAGACCCAGCUCGACCUCCAUCAUUACUUCGGUGGCAUGGUCUACCGCGAUACUUGUCGCGUCCAGGUUGCCUGGGAGGCAACCCCGUCGCGCACUGGCUCCAUCGCCUCGUUCGAGUCGGCCUCAACGCGCCCGGCAGAGUCUUUCGGAGUCCCCACCGGCGCCGACGGUACCGGCAGCGGCGGAAGCAGCCAGCAGGGUACCUACACCCAGCCUAUUUUGGCGUACGUCGGCAAGGCCUCGGUUGCCGCGACAAGGCGGAACAUGUAUCGCGUCAUGCCCGGGCCCAAUCGAUCCUACAACGGACCGGUCGAGCGCCUGCAAAAGCUGCGAUCCAAGAUGUUCGUCCCUCCCAACGCGAACCACGACCCUCUCUUGGUCGGCAUCGUUCUGGCCUUGGCGCAGAGGCGCUUCUACGGCGAGCCCAUGCCUACAGCGAACAAGUGGUUUCCCUCAAAGCCCAUGUCAUUUGGCCUCGGCGAGCCCGAGUUUCACGACGUGACGGUGCACAUCUUGAGCAACGAUAACGAGGCGUCCGAGUUCAUCGUGUACAAGGGUGUCGUGACCGCGGAGCUCCUGCGCAAGUUCCACGAGCCCACCAAGAACCCACGCGUAACGGCAGGCAAGACCCUUGCCGAGAAGAUGGGAGAGGCGGCCGACAAAGGCGGCAUUCGCAUCGAGUACACGAGAGUGCCGAUCUGGCCAAUCUUGGGACUGAAGGAGCGACUCGGCAAGGCUCUCGGCAAGGAGAUUGUGGGACAUUUCGACGAGGACAACAUCGAGACGUGGGAAGAGGAGGCGGAGCCGAACAACGACAAACUGAAGCGACGACGUGAUCGCGAAGCCCUCGCCGAAGUCUUUAACGGUAGCUUCGAGGAAGAGGCACCCGACGCCAGCUCUGAGCAUCGAACCCACUACCCACGCUCUGCCCAAGCCUCCGUCAAUGUUGGUGCUGGAACCGUUCGCGGCCGGACGUUUGGGUCUGUCGAGACCUUCGCAGGUAUUCCCUACGCCAAGCCACCUGUGGGCGCACUGCGAUUGAGACCCCCCACAAGAUUCAACACAUCUCUCGUGGAUUUUGACGCGACUGGCUCUGCUCCUGCCUGCCCUCAAUUUGUAUUGUCCUCGGAUAGCCGCAACAUCAUCCUCGAUGCUCUCGGAUCGCUUCUCACACUUCCAAUAUUUCAGCCCGUUACUGGCCAAGAGGAUUGUCUGACCGUGACAAUCCAACGACCCGCAGGAACGUCAGCAGGUUCCAGACUCCCCGUGUUGUUCUGGAUAUUCGGCGGUGGUUUCGAGUUCGGGUCGACUGUUUCUUACAACGGUGCCAGCUUUGUUCGCGACUCGAUCGAUUUGAAGCAGCCCUUCAUAUUUGUCGGGGUCAAUUAUCGCCUCGGAGGCUUUGGUUUUCUUCCAGGACGCGAAGUUCUCAAGGAUGGCUCUUCCAACCUCGGGCUCUUAGAUCAACGGAUGGCUCUGGAAUGGGUCGCCGACAACAUCGCCGCGUUCGGAGGAGAUCCCGACAAAGUGACCAUUUGGGGCGAAUCAGCUGGAGCCAUCUCUGUGUUCGAUCAGAUGGCUCUAUAUGAUGGGGACAACAGAUACAAAGGACGGCCAUUGUUUCGGGGAGCCAUCAUGAACUCCGGCAGCGUUGUCCCAGCAGACCCGAUCGACUGUCCGAAAGGUCAAUCCAUUUACGAUGACGUGGUUCGAGCUGCUGGUUGUACGGGUUCAACCAAUACCCUGGAGUGUCUUCGUUCCGUCAGUUACGAAACCUUCUUGAAUGCGGCUGCCUCCGUACCGAGCAUCUUGUCAUACGAAUCGCUCGCUCUCGCAUACGUACCAAGACCAGACGGAGUUGCACUGAGAGACAGUCCUGAUAUACUGGCAAGAGACGGUCGGUAUGCGGCAAUCCCUAUGAUUAUAGGAAACCAGGAGGACGAAGGGACGUUGUUUGCCCUCUUUCAACCCGGAGUCGCGACAACUUCCCAACUAGUCGACUACUUGUCCGAAUUUUACUUUCACAACGCGUCUAAAGACCAAUUAACCACCCUUGUCAACGCCUACGACCGCCGGAUCUCGUCGGGGAGUCCGUUUCGCACUGGAAUUUUGAACGAAAUCUGUCCUGGUUUCAAACGCAGAGCCGCCAUUCUGGGAGAUCUCGUAUUCACUCUUGCCAGGCGCUCGUAUUUGGUCGUUGCCAAAUCGAAAUAUCCCUCAGUUCCUGUUUGGUCGUACCUCAACAGUUACAACUACGGUACCCCGCUGGUGGGCACUUUUCACGCUUCAGAUAUCAUCCAAGUCUUUCUCGGGGUCUUGCCUACGUUUGCCCGGCAAAGUACGAGGACGUAUUAUCUCAACUUUCUCUACAAUCAAGAUCCGAAUGUCGGGAUCGGAGGCUACGCUACAUGGCCAGAAUGGAGUCAAGACCAACAGCUCCUCUGGUUCUUCAGCGACCGCACACAGUACUUGAAAGAUGACUUCCGAACGGAUAGCUUCAACUUCAUCUGUGGUAACAUGGCAUCUUUGCACGUUCGAGAUAAUUCAACAUCCUUGCCGCGAUGGGCUUUAUGA